AUGGCACAAACCAUGCCAUUCCUUGUCCGCUGGUCCCUCCCUGGUGUCUCACCCUCUCUGUGUGUUUUUUCCUCCAGGUGUUCUACUGAUCUUGGCACUGACAGAAGAGCUGGUGUUUUCUGUUCAGGUACUGUCUCCCACUGUCUCCUCCUCUCAGGGCUUCCCUAUGGACACUACCACUACCACAGCCAUGGGAACAACACCUCGCCAGAAAGACCGCCACACAGCACAGCCCUUUCCCACGUCCACUCACGCCAUUCCCCAUCCUGUCAGCUUGAUGGAGAAGUCCCUUUCCACCGGGCAAAAGCAAGCAAGUGGCUCCCACGUUGGCGAAAAGGAAAUGUAUAAUCUGUACAACCAGAGUGCUUUGUACUCGGGACAGACUCGCCCCAAGGGGAAAAUAUUCCAGGUUUUCAAAGGCAACUUCACAGAAUCCUCAGAGCCUUACCUAAAGGCGACGCUGCACUCUCCCUUCCCUACCCUGAGCAGCCCUUUCACAGACCAUCCAUUCCAGUCCCAAACCACAGCAUCCAGCAAUCCCAAUGGCACGGGGCUGGCAAGAACUACACACUCGGACCCUUCUCCCCACCACAACACCUCGGGAAGCCUUAGGGAAGCAGAGCGAGGGGAUAGGGCUGAGCUAGUGGUGCAGGAGGCAGAUUUUGCCACCACAACUGCUGGACCAUCAGCUGAUCCUGAAGCAGUGUCGGUGCCUUUUAAACCCACCCGCUACAGCGUAUGGGAUAUGCUGAGCAAAAACAACUCUUGGGUGACCUUGAAUCUCAGUACAAAUGUCCCUCUGUUUGCUGGCCCUGGAUCUGCAACAGCAGCAGCAAGUCAUGCAGUUCAGACCAGUUUUGACGUCAGCAUCUCCUCCCCAGCAGCAGGAGACCCCAAGGGACCGGCUCCAACGCAGCACGGCACGGUGACUAAUGCGACCUUGCUGGGCAGUGCUCUCUCCGCAGCACCUGCCACGAGGUCGUCCAGCUCCAUUUCCACAGCUGGCUCCACCGCCACCGGGAACUUCCUCAACAGACUGGUUCCUGCCGGGACCUGGAAACCUGGGGUGCAAGGAAAUAUCUCCCAUGUCACCGAGGGGGACAAGCCCCAGCACAGAGCAACCAUCUGCCUUAGCAAGAUGGACAUUGCCUGGAUCAUUCUGGCUAUCAGCGUACCUAUAUCCUCAUGUUGUAAGUUAAUUGCCAUUUGCUGCCUGCGGAAACGUAAAGGGCAGCAGCCAAUAGUAUUCAUCCUACAAGCUAUGCUGAGGACAAGGUUAGAUGAGCUGACCAAGCCACUGUUACACACAGCUUACUCCUGCCAAAAAG
Messenger RNA from Antrostomus carolinensis (chuck-will's-widow), 1328 nucleotides. Its product is annotated as transmembrane protein 108. Gene Ontology annotation, biological process: retrograde axonal transport; dendrite extension; postsynaptic density organization. Gene Ontology annotation, cellular component: axon; early endosome; endosome membrane. The transcript has 2 exons. NCBI's taxonomy places the organism in Eukaryota, Metazoa, Chordata, Aves, Caprimulgiformes, Caprimulgidae. The record is from RefSeq and is a predicted model, not a curated record. The annotation marks the transcript as partial.